UUCCCACUCAAACCCUCGCCAAGCUGUCCUCUUCCUCUUGCUCUCUCUCGAGCUGAAAUCUCUGUCUCUCGACCUCACUCCAAUCCAAUCCAAUCCCCAAACCCCUCCUCUUCACUACCUCAACUCUCCUUGCUGUCGCAAUCAUUCGUGGGGGAGCGCGCUUUAAUCCGUCCCCGAAUUCUGUGGCGCCCAGUCUCCCCACUCGGAUUUCGCAUCACCUCCUCCUCCGCUCCUCCCAGUUUCUUUCAUUCUAUAUUGCCAUCUUGGUCGCGUUGCUUCUUCCCGACCUCCGCGUCUCCGACCACUUGUUGGACUCGGUCCUAUCCACCUGGUUUCCUCGCUUCCGUCGCCAUUGCCGCUCCAUCUCUGUGCUCACGCCGCCUGCUUCUUUGGACCGUUUCGGGCCUUGUCCCUGCCCGUCCGUGCAGCGACUGAUCCCGAGCUCCAAAUCUCGUCCUUGUUUUUCCCCAAUCAAGAGCACAAGAUUCUUGAACACGCUUUAAUCCUAGUAGCCAUAGAUGAGGAGGCCGUCCUGACACUUCUUGGCCAGGUUCUCCGGCUGCUCUGCUCUUGAGCCCUACUGGUAUGGGCUUCUUGAUCUGGGCCUGCCUCCUCCAGCUGCUGUUCUUGGGAUCCCCUCGAGUGGCGGCGCAGUCGCCGGCCAGGAUCCUCGACGCAGCGCUGCAGGACUACGCGUACCGGGCAUUCGUGCGCCCGCGCACUGGCAUUGUCUACAACGCCACCUUGCCGGGCAACCUCACCGGCAUUGCGGUCUCCGCACUCCGCCUGCGCAGCGGCAGCCUCCGGCGGAAAGGCUUCGCUCACUACCUCGAGUUCGGGCUGCCCACCGGCAUCAUCGUUCAGCCGUACGUCGAGCGGGCGGUGCUCGUGUACCAGAAUCUGGGCAACUGGUCCGACCACUACUACCCGCUACCCGGGUACACCUACCUCGCGCCGGUGCUCGGGCUGCUGGUCUAUGACGCGGCCAACUUGUCGGCUGUGGGAUUGCAGGAGCUGAGCAUCGUCGCGUCAGGGACUCCGAUCUCUGUAAACUUCAGCAAUGUCAGGCUGGUGCCGCCAGGGGCUCCAGCGCCGCGGUGUGUCUUGUUUGAUUUGGAUGGUGUGCCGCAGUUCCAGGAUCUGGAGGCGACCAAUGUGUGCGCGACGUAUCGCCGAGGGCACUUAUCCAUAGUGGUGAACUCCAGUGAGAUUGCUCCUGCUCCAUCCGGCGUAGUUGCUCCACCAAGACCAUCCCCGGGGGGUCGUGCCAAGGCAUGGAAGAUUGCUGCCGGUACGGUUGGGGCCGCCGUAGCGUUGGGGCUGUUGGCUUCGCUUUUGCUAUGCUUGGUGAGGUAUGAAAGGGAUAAGAAGCUUGAGCUGAUGGAACGGAAUGCAGAGGUUGGGGAGACAUUGCGGAUGGCGCAGGUUGGCAAGACACAGGCACCUGUGGCGUUUGGGACACGGACGCAACCGGUGAUUGAGAACGAGUACGCUGCAUAGUGGAUUUCUUUGGGUUUCUGCAGAGUUUUGGCAACAUGAAUAGAUGGAAUCACUCAUCGGUUGGCUGAGGCAGCAAAUGUUGGAUAUCACGAGGCCGGCACCAUGAGCUUACCUUCUGCUCCAUGGAGGUUUAACAUAUUCUUUUGGCGGGUUUGAGGAAGUUUCAUUUUUUCCUUCUGCAGCAAUGGCUAUUGUUCAUGUUCAUAGUUGCGGUGUUCAUGUGUGGGGGAGUUCCUUCCAUCUCCUGGCAAGCAAUGGAGGACCAAUAUUUUUCAUGUCAGAUUUGGAAUCCUCAAUUAUUUUUUUCGGUUUGCUGUAUUCAAAACAAAAUGGGCUUGGUAAAUAAGGCUGAGGUAAUGUUCAUUGCACAUUGCACGGUUCUGUGUUGGGGGAAUUCAUUCAUCAGGCUUCAGUCCAAUUCCAUUUUUGUGCCAUUUGACUUCUGAUGUUUAGGCACCAGUUAAGAUCAUGUACAUGUUUACUUAUUUAAUUGCUGUGAUAAUUAGUCCGAUUUGGAAAAAAAGAAUCAAUUUCAUAUGUAUAAUUUAGUGUCAAUUCGUUGCUGAGUUUGUCUGUGUUUAUUACUGUUUCAAUGUUCAUCAACCUUACUGAUAUUGGUUCGUGAAAGAGGAAUCAAUGGAGCUCCAUUCUGUUU
Molecule: messenger RNA, 2155 nt
Organism: Phragmites australis (common reed)
Lineage: Eukaryota; Viridiplantae; Streptophyta; Magnoliopsida; Poales; Poaceae
Exons: 1
Coding region: 586-1500 (304 amino acids)
Cellular component (GO): membrane
Source: RefSeq, a predicted model, not a curated record